This is a messenger RNA of Pseudozyma flocculosa PF-1, 3030 nucleotides long. RefSeq lists its product as uncharacterized. Lineage: Eukaryota; Fungi; Basidiomycota; Ustilaginomycetes; Ustilaginales; Ustilaginaceae. The record is from RefSeq and is a predicted model, not a curated record. The transcript is spliced from 4 exons. Gene Ontology annotation, biological process: regulation of DNA-templated transcription; DNA-templated transcription. Gene Ontology annotation, molecular function: zinc ion binding; DNA-binding transcription factor activity, RNA polymerase II-specific; DNA binding. The coding region runs from base 1 to 3030 and encodes 1009 amino acids.
AUGUACACCAGCCAUCCGCAGCACUCGAGCUCGGGACCCAUGCGUUCGCACAAGCCGGGCGACGAUAGAGAUAGAAAGGGCCCCAUUGCCGCCCCCGUCAAGAGCGCCUGCACCUUUUGCCGCUCCAGAAAGUCGAGAUGCGACGGCAACAAGCCCUGCGGCACCUGCAUCGGCCGCGGACGUACAGACGACUGCGUUUACACCGUGUCGCGCCGCGGCGGAAAGCCAAAGCAGAAGCAGGACCCCACCGCAGAGGUCCAGUCCCACCUCAGCAGGCUCUUCCACCUUACCGACAUGCCCUACGCCUUCCGUCGCCCCGGAGGCAUGUCUGGCACCGUCAACGAACCCGGCUAUCAGUCCGACGUGCCCUUCUUCAGCGGCGCUCUCUCGCCUCCCCAGUUUCAACCGCCGUCGAACUUCAGCCAGACUGCCCAGUUCCCGCUCCAGCCCGGGUCGCAGCCCCCGCAGAUGCUGCAGUCUCAACAGCAGGGGCAGCAGCUGCAGCAGCCAUCCUUCGAUCUGCCACCGCAGCAGUCGUUCCAGCAACAUGCCCAGGUCCCGAACCAGGCGCAACAGCAGCAGCAACGACAGCAGCCCAAUCAGUCCCAGCAGAGCCAGGCGGGACAAGGCAUGUUUGGAGACCAGUCUGGCUUCUCGCAAGCGACGUCCGGCUUCGCCAGCGGCCAGAACGCGUUUGACGUCGGGCCGUCGGCUGGACAGAACGUGACCCUGGCGCCCACCUGGCAAGGGGCGGACUUCCUCAGCGGCCUGCAAUCGGGAGAUCGAUCCGCCAUCGCCAGCCAGGCGCAGAACGCGGGCUUCAGCGACAAGCCGGCGCCGUGGUCCUACAGCCAGCCUGCCGCCCCGCAGAACGCGACACGGGCACCGCAGCCGGCCGCGUCCGUGCGAUCCUCCCAGCCUCUGCCCGAGGAGUCGGUGGGCGUCAGAUCGCUGCUCAUCGACUACUACAAGUACCUCUACCGCUUCCUGCCCGUCAUCCCCGGCCCGCGGUACAUUGACAUCCUGUCGUCGGCCAUGCAGCCGGACUCGUCGUUUAUCCUGGCGCUCCAGUGCGUGCUGCCGCUCCUUCGCAACGAGGAGCAGCCGAUCGGCGCCUUCCACCACCUCGGCGGCGCCGGCCUCAGCUUCGGCACCGAGGAGAAGCGCCAGCACCUCAAGGAGCGUACCACGAUGAUGGAGCGCAAGGCCAACGAGGCCAUCGACCGCCUGCUCGAGCAGGCCGACUCGGACUCGAGCGGCGAAAAGUACCUCGAGCUCAUCCAGACGCUCUGCGUCAUGGUCGUCUACGAGUACGGCACCGGUCACGCCAUCAAGUCGAGGCUCAAGGCCGACCAGGCGCUCGGCCUGGCCAUGUCGCAGGGCCUCCACAAGCUCAAGCACCCUUCCGCCUCGGACGCCGACGCGGCGAGGUCGGCGCCCAGCAGCUUUGCCUCGACGUCGUCGGCCGGCACCCACUCGCUCCGCAAUCUCGGCGUCGACGCCGCCGCCAUCUACGAGAUGCGCAAGCGCUGCUGGUGGACGGUGUGGAGCCUCGUCCUCUGGUCGGCCUACAACACCGGUCGGAUCCCCACGAUCCGCGCCGACGACCCGCGCGUCCGCAGCGAGGUGCCGCAGGGUCAGGACCCCUCGGCCUGGACGUCCAACAUCUCGUCGCUGCAGGCGCUGCUGCUGGUCCAGGACCGCGUGCUCGCCCUGGCGCAGUCGAGCGGCUCGCAGGGCGAGGAGCCGCCCUACCGCCCGGGCUCGUCGCGCGGCGCCUCGACCUCUCCGAGGGCCGGCUUCUCGCCGGAAGGUGCCGGCAGCGUUUCGGCGGGCCAGUCUCCGUUUGGCUUUGGCCGGCUGGCGUCGAACCGCUCCGAGUCGGACGGCAGCGGUGAAGAGGUGCCCAGCACGUUUUCGACGCUGCCCUCGCACGCCUCUCGGCAGGAGAUCCUCGACAGCAUGCAGGAGAUCGACGCGUUCCUGCAGGACCAGAUCCGCACCCUCGAGAAGCGCGGCGGCGUGCUAGGCACGGCAAAGCAGCCACCGGCCUCGGAUGACCUCGGCUCCGUCGAGCCCGAGCUGGAAGACUCGCUGAGGACGGCGGCCGCCGUGCAGCUCUACACGUCGUCGCUGACGCUGCACAUUGGCCAGGCAUUCCAGGGCGCUUCGCUCUUCGAGCGGAAGUUGUGCUUCCUCAACUCGAUCAACGACAACAACGACGCCGGCGCCUCGGGCGGCGUCUGCCGUGAGCCGAUGCCCAACGCCUUCUACGACGAGCUGGCGGAUAUGGCGGCGGCCGAAGCCCCCCACGGGAUCCCUCCGGGCCUUAGCCAGACGUACGGGCCGAGCGGCGGUACGUCUGGCAGCUCGUCGAGCGUCAGCUGGGGCUCGUCGCCGGCGCCGCAGGUGGCCCAGCCUGUGCAGCAGGAUCUGUACGCGCGGGGCCCGUUCCUGCCGCGGCUGAGCCUGCAGCGCUGCGUGCAUGCGAGCAAGAAGCUGCUCGACAUCGCCAAGAACCGGCACGGCAAGGUGGUCAACCCGAACCCGUUCAACUGCUGCAGCUUUGUGCUGAUCAGCUUUGUGCUUCUGAUGCAGGCGCUGGCGGUCCACGGCGGCUUCGGCAGCGUCGACGGUUCCGAGGGCGACGAGGGCGACGACGACAAUGUCGAGGGCAACGGCGAUGGCGCUGGCAUGGAGCUCGAUGACGGCGGUUUCCAAGGCAGCCGCGACAGCCCGGCCGGCGGCGGCUACAGCCAUGAGCUGAUGCAGUCUGGCAGGUCCGCCCACGCGCUCGAUGCAGGCGCCGUCGGCAGCAGCGAUGGCGGCGACGGCAGCUCGUUGGGCGGCUACGGUAUGGACGCGUCUUCGGACCCAAUGCGUCAGGCGCAGCUGCGCGGCAUCUGGACGCGCGUGCGGGAGGCGCGCGACACGCUCAUCGACCUGGGCAAGCACUGGGAAGCGGUUAUCCCCAUGGCCGACGAGGUCAACCUCUGCCUCGAGACGUCCCAGCUGCUGCUGAGCUCGUAG